Messenger RNA from Paralichthys olivaceus (Japanese flounder), 1344 nucleotides. Lineage: Eukaryota; Metazoa; Chordata; Actinopteri; Pleuronectiformes; Paralichthyidae. The record is from RefSeq and is a predicted model, not a curated record.
GUUGGAGUCCCCUGCAGAAGAGAGCCACCGUGCGGCAUGGCAGCCUGAGACCAACCGGAGGAGGAGGAGGAGGAGGUGGAGAAAGGGAGGAGGGAGAAAAGCGCUAUUUUUUUCUUCUUCUUCUUCCUCUCGAGUGCGUUUUUCUCUCCGUGAGACCGACUCGAGCCUGAACGGACUGUAUGUGGACGCGCUGUGGAGACGGAGCUCUGUGGAUUUAUACGCACUUUCGGAUACGAAACAAACCGCGACAGGAGUUUUUAAUUUGAGGAGAGGACCCGCGGAUCGAUGGGAGAAGACGGGCAGCCGGAGAGAAGCUCCCCCGCUGACAUAAGAGAGUGAGGAGAUUACAGUAGAAGCUCAGAGGAGGCGAACAACACACAGGCUUGAGCCGUCAGAGCCAUGAGCCGGGCGCUUAUGGACCACAUCGCCAGUAGUUUCCGAGAAGAUGCCCCUCGACCCCCGGUGCCUGGGGAGGAGGGCGAGGCGCCCUGCUACCCCGGCAAACUCGCAGUGAUGAAAACCGCGGAACCCCCCAGGUCGGUUCUCUUCGCCUCUCCGGGCUCCUCGGCGAGGAGGAACGAGGAUGGUCUUGGGGAGCCCGAGGGGAGUGCAUCCCCGGAUUCGCCGCUCUCCCGGUGGACAAAGUCUUUGCACUCUCUCCUCGGGGACCAGGACGGUGCUCUUCUCUUCAGGACAUUCCUGGAGCGGCAGAAAUGCGUCGACACGUUAGACUUCUGGUUCGCCUGUAAUGGCUUCAGGCAAAUGGACCUCAAGGAUACCAAAACGCAGAGAGUCGCCAAAGCAAUUUACAAGCGCUACAUCGAGAACAACAGCAUUGUCGCCAAACAGCUGAAGCCCGCGACUAAAACCUACAUACGGGAUAAUAUCAAGAAGCAGCACAUAGACUCUGCCAUGUUUGACCAGGCGCAGACCGAGAUCCAGACCAACAUGGAGGAGAACGCGUACCAGAUGUUUUUGACCUCUGACAUUUACCUCGAGUACGUGAGGACUGGAGGAGAAAACCCCAACCACGUCAACUCAAACGGGCUGGGCGACCUGAAAGUUGUGUGUGGAUACCUGCCCACGCUCAAUGAAGAGGAGGAGUGGAGUUGUGAUUUCAAAGCCAAAGCGCUGGUUGGACUGUCAGCGAAGGUGCACAGGGCCCCCGUGUCCAUGAGGGCGGUGGAGGUGAUGGAGGGGGGAUACAGAUCAUACAAAAGAGGAGACUCGUUCAACCCCUGCCACAUGGGCUCUUUUGCCCCUGUCAGCAGCACCAAUGACAGUGAGGUGUCCAGUGACGCUUUGACCGACGACGCCAUGUCCGUGACUGACAGCAGUGUGUAA